GCAUGAUUGGAACAAUCCGCCCCGCAUUAGAACAAAAGGAAAUGGCAGAAUGAAGACCGUCUCAAGAAGAAAUGGAGGCGGAAGGACCCACCUUCGUCACAAGCGAAAUCGAUGUCUUGAAUGUCGUGAGAGCUUUGGAUCAUCGGAUUCCUCUUCCGAUUGGCCAUUUGCUUUUGAUCUCAGAACAGGCGAACGAACGAAUGCUGCAACACUACAAGGCAAAUCGAAAGCGAUUUGAUCUCACCCGAACUGCAAAAGAUAAGAGCCCCACACCUAACGAGCAUGCGUCAGGACCCUCUGAACCAGUCCGAUUGGGAUUGAUUCAGAGAGAUGAUCACUUUCUACGGAUCAAACCGAUUCCGUGGAGAUCCGCAGAAUGUGAUAUUCAAACCUGGGGAGUUCCGUACAACGCGAUCAUUGAUUCGGGUGCUGCUGUCCUAGCUAUCUCUCUGCGAGUAGUUGAACGAGCAGGACGGAAAAGUGACCUGAUAAUGCUGACGGAAAAAGAUCAGCUCAUCUCUGCAGACGAGGAAAAGAUCAAAACUGUGGGGAGAUUGACCAAUGUCGCUUUCCGAUUGGGUAAAGUGCAUGCGCUUGGGGAUGUCGUAGUACUGGAUGUCAAUACCUAUGACGUUCUUUUCGGACUUCCCACUCUUGUGGCAUUACGAGCAAACCUGGACUUCGAACGACGGACGAUCGUCCUCCGAAACACAGGAGGAAGACCCUAUGCUGUGCCCAUGCGAUUAACCCUUCGUACCACUGUUAACACAGUUCCUCGGGUUUCGCCAAUGAUGGCAGGAACUCUCCGCAUGAUCUCCUGGGACGAACCCGCAGAAGUAAAGUCAUCAACUGAUGAUAUAGAAAGCAGUGACGAAGAUGAUCCGAAAAUCUUGAAAUUGUGGGUCCGAUGUCCGAUGGGGAUUUGCAAUGCGCCUGCCACGUUUCAACGAGCGAUGAACAUGACGUUCCAUAAUUUCGUCAACAAGACACGGCUAACGCAAGGGAUGAUCAAUUUCUGUGUGAUCGUGUACAUGGACGACAUCCUGGUCUAUUUGGAAACCUAUCACGGGCAUGCGCAACACAUCGAGUGGACGUUGGGCGCACUAAGAGAUGCAGGGUUCAAGAUUGCGCUCGAGAAAAGCGAAUUUUUCCUCUCUGAAAUUUCGUUCUUAGGCUACAUCACGGUUGUGACACGUGGAGGAUUGCGGCCGGAAUCGAGAAAAGUUGCGGCGGUGAAGGAAGCCCCGGUCCCCACGUCACUGACGCAGGUUCGAGCCUUCUUGGGGCUGGCGUCGUACUACCGACGCUUCAUCAAGGGCUUUGCCGUGAUUGCACGACCACUAACGAAUCUGUUACGGAAAGACCAACCUCUCGGUUGGGACGCGGGGUGCCAGCAGGCCUUUACGACCCUCAAAGACGCUCUCGCAAUGGCUCCUAUUCUGAUCCGGCCGGACCCCUCGAAACAGUUCAUCCUCAUCACAGACUGGCAACCGGAAGCUAUUUUCGCUAUUUCAGCCCAGAAAGGGAACGAUGGUCGAGAGUACGUCAUCGAGUACGCGUCUCGAACCGUACCGGACGAACGAAGAAACGACUCCACACCCCAAGGCGAGUGCUAUGCGGUAGUUUGGGGAAUCCAACACUUCCAUCCAUAUCUCUACGGACAUAAGUUUCGCCUCUUAGCAGAUCACGAGCCUCUGAUGGCACUAAAGAAGCUAACCAACUACACGGGCAUGAUUGGUCGUUGGGCAGUGCGAUUGCAAGAAUACGACUUCGAUAUCGUCCAUCGAAAGACAGAGCGACAUGGCAACGCGGACGGGCUGACACGUCUGCAUCUACGCGUGGAGGACCAACGUGGCGGGAGAUCUUCUGGGAUUCGUCUUUGGAGCAGUGGAUCGUGGAAACCGAUCACAGAUCGUGCGCGAACUUACGAUCGUGAUUGCACGAUUGGCCAACUCCCUCUUCACAUCGUCUCUCAGAGCGACGAAGAACCCGUGCCACACACCCUCACAAGGACUCUCGCCCCGAGCCUCCAGUGGUCGGCUUGUAUCGAGGAGCACUGGGCGGACGACCAUUUUCCCUCCCGUAGCGAGUAUCUGGACGUCCGCAGCCUGACUAAUCCACGCUUCUUUCGGCAACCAACGGCGUUCGAGUGGGCGGCACUGAGAGCAAAAGAGGAGGCCGAAGAGGAAUCGGAAGAAGAAUUGAGGAGAGAAGCCGGGGAAGCGGCGGCCCGAUUGGCCGAGGACGAGGAAGAAGAGCGCGAAGUAGAAGAAGAAUCGGAGGAAGCUGAAGAAGAAGAAGAAGAAGCUAAAGAAGAAGAAGAAGAAGAAGAAGAAGAAGAAGAAGAAGAAGAAGAAGAAGAAGAAGAAGAAGAAGAAGAAGAAGAGGAGGAGCUUUCGGAGGAGGAGGAAGAGGCCUAUAGUGAGCACGGUGAGGGCGAGCAAAGUGAGGAGGAGGAGGAAGACGACGAAGGAGUGGAAAGCAGGGACGACCAGGGGCCAACGCAUGACGAACUCGAGGGGGUGCCAGAGCCAGAUCGACGAGAGGAGAACCCGGAGGCUGCUGAGCAGCGCAAGAAAGAGAUCGCGGAAGGAAAGCGGCCAGCAACCGAUCCUGCACCAGACGAUCCUUUCGAAGACCCCGAGCCACCCAAGCCGGAACAUGGGGACAUUGCUGCCACGACCUCGGGAGCCGCGACGACAAGGCGCCGACCCCGAUCCCGAUCCACACCGUCCGAGCGCUUCGCCGGACGCCCUUAUGAGCGCCCUCCACCUAUCAUGGUGGAUGGUCACAAGGAGUUCGUUGUUUCCGACAUCGUAUCACGCCGAGUUACCGAUGAUACCCCUCCACGCAUCGAGUACCUUGUGCGUUGGAAGGGCUACCCUGAUGAGGAGGCUACUUGGGAGACCCUCGAGCACUUGCAGCACGCCAGGAUGUUGGUGCGUGCAUAUGAUCGUGCUCGGCGUGCUGAGACAUCUGCUUCUACUCAGCCGACUGACCCUCUUCCUCCUCCUCCGGCUGAGGAGAUUGCUGAGGAUGCGCCCGCUCCCUCUGAGGCCGUUCCUCAGCCGCAGACGGUUGCCUUCGAGCGUCCACAGCGCACUCAUCGUCGCCCUUCGCGUUACGAUGACUGACACUCUUAUCCUCUAUCUUUCCCCGCUGACUCACACCAUCAGGUACUCCAUCAUCAUCUCUUCUUCAGGAUGUCAGCGUUUUACGGCUCUGCUUCGACAUCGA
This is a messenger RNA of Chara braunii, 3237 nucleotides long. The record is from the annotation of a GenBank genome assembly. Lineage: Eukaryota; Viridiplantae; Streptophyta; Charophyceae; Charales; Characeae.